Molecule: messenger RNA, 4115 nt
Organism: Dinoponera quadriceps
Lineage: Eukaryota; Metazoa; Arthropoda; Insecta; Hymenoptera; Formicidae
Gene: Dpp10
Product: dipeptidyl aminopeptidase-like protein 6
Exons: 16
Coding region: 242-2884 (880 amino acids)
Biological process (GO): proteolysis
Molecular function (GO): dipeptidyl-peptidase activity; serine-type peptidase activity
Source: RefSeq, a predicted model, not a curated record
UCUGCGUCCGCAGCAUCUCUUACAAGGGAUGAUCUUUCGCUCAGUACCAAACAUUUGUACGACGCAAGUAGUGCCGAACAAACCGAAGUCUCUCAUUGUGUGUUUGAAGUAAUAGACGAACGGGUGAGUCGCAUUCGCAGAGAUUUCCCGUAACGUGGAAUGGAAUAAACGCAAAGAGUCGCGUCGUUUCGCAUCUGCUCGCGUUGAGAGAAAGCCGCGGAACGUCCGAUUUGCACCACCGAUGGCAGAUCACGACAACAUUUACGACGACGAGGAGCUAGUUUCAGCCAACCCAAAUCAAAGGAACUGGCGCGGGAUUCUGAUAGCGUUGCUCGUGAUCGUUGCGGUCCUAGCUCUUAUCGUCACAUCUGUCGCCCUGCUCACACCCCCCGAUGACGGCCCGAGAGUACGAGGAGCACGAUUACAUCUGUCCGAGGUGUUAUCCGGCGAGCUAUCUCCUUUAUUAUUCAACGGAUCGUGGGCGCGUAACUACCAUAUAUGCUACCGUGAUCCUUGGGGUGGUAUUUCUUUGUUGGAUGCCACGGACAUGAAUAUCGUGUCUCGCAGUCUAAUGCCGAAUGAAACAUUCAGACGAUUGAAUCCAGCAAAGUUCUCUCUGUCGCCGGAUAAGAAGUACUUACUUCUUGCUCAAAACGUGAAGAAGCUGUUUCGCUAUUCGUAUUUAGCGCAGUACGUCAUCUACGAUGUCAAUACACGGGAAUGCAUAGCGUUAACUCCUUAUCCUGAAAAGGACGUUCACCCGUAUCUUCUGCUGGCGCAAUGGACUCCACGUGGAAACGGGAUCGUCAUGGUGCAGGACUACGAUAUUUAUUACAGGACGAGCCCUAUGAGUAACAUUGGUUAUCGCGUAACUAAUACCGCAGUGCCUGGAAUACUAUCUAACGGUGUGCCGGACUGGUUGUACGAAGAAGAAAUAUUGCACAGCGCGAAGGCGAUUUGGAUGUCAUCAGACGGCCACAUGAUGCUUUACGCCUCGUUUAAUGAUUCCCUUGUGGAGGAGAUGCACAUUUCCUGGUUCGGGGAGGGCAACAAAGCACUAUAUCCUGAUAUACGAUCUUUACGGUAUCCAAAGCCUGGAACGCCGAAUCCUUCGGUACGAUUAUAUGUUGCUGACCUAGUUGACCCGAAUAAUAUCCAUACAAAGGUAGUGAAACCGCCAGCUAUCAUCGAACAUGUGGAUCACUACUUCUCGACCGCUUCCUGGGUGUCCCUGACAGAAGUCUGCAUAACGUGGUUGACACGUGCUCAAAAUCUUUCAGUGGUGACCGUCUGUAAAAGUCCGAUGUGGCAUUGUCAGGAAAUGCAAAGGAUAACGGGCGAUGAUCGCGGAUGGGUGGACACUCCCCCGGAGGCUCCUUUCUUUUCGACAAACGGUAGUAGUUAUGUCGCGAUAAGCCCCGUGAAAGACGGACCAGCGGGAUAUUACAAGCAUAUAAUAUGGACGAGUGUGCUCCGUAAACAAGUAGUGCCUUUGACGCAUGGCAAAUUCGAAGUCGUUAGGAUUUUAGUAUGGGACCAAACAAAUAAUACUAUAUAUUUCAUCGGUAUUCCAUCCAUGAGACCGGGCCAGAGACAUCUCUACCGCGUAAACUCCGCUCUACCAGUCACAGGAUCGCCUCUGCAUCCUGCUGUAUGCCUCACCUGCACCACCUCUUCGUCCGGCAUGACGAGCUACGAUGAAAACGAACAUUGGAUUAGUUCUCCGAGUCGGCAGACUAACAAUCCGGCCAGCCGGAGCGAGUGGCAUGAGGGGUAUGACACUCAGACAGAGGGCACUGACAAUAAAGAACACCGACAUUCCUCUAAAAAGGACAAAUCGAAAAACAAGAAUAUUUCGAAGAAUGGUCUGCCCUGUCAAUAUCAUAACGCAAUUUUCCCGCCUGACGGUCUCGAGUACUUCGUCCUUGAGUGCCUCGGGCCUGGCGUGCCCACCGUGAGCUUGUACAAAAUGGAGAUGCCCGUGCCGCAAUUUAUCACCAUGUUGCAGAACAAUACAUUACUGCGCGAAAGAAUAUCGAACAUCGCGUUACCACAAAUAAAAACAUUUCCCGUUCAGAUAAGCGGCGGCUACAACGCCCAAGUGAGAUUGUAUCUCCCGCCUGGGCUUAGAGAAGACGAGAUCACACGCUAUCCGUUGGUCGUCCAGGUAUACGGUGCUCCUGGAUCACAACUGGUCACCGAAAUGUUCAAGGUAGAUUGGAACACAUACUUAGCCAGUAGGAAAAAUAUUAUUGUAGCGCAGAUCGAUGGUAGAGGGAGCGGCGGGCAAGGUUACAAGCUUCUUCACGAGGUUUACUACAGGCUGGGUUCCGUGGAAGUGGCUGAUCAACUCGAAGUCACAGAAUAUUUGCGAGAUUCGCUGCACUUCGUAGAUAAGCGAAGAGUCGCCGUUUGGGGUUGGAGUUACGGUGGUUUCAUAGCCGCCCUCGUCUUGGCUCAUCCGGAACAAAAUGUGUUUCAAUGUGGUAUAAGCGUGGCACCGGUGGUUUCCUGGGAACUUUAUGAUUCCGCGUAUACCGAAAGAUAUAUGGGACUACCAAACGUGACAUCAAACUACAAAGGCUACGCAGAGUCCAAUGUUUACGACAAAGUCGAGCAUCUGCGUGACAAGAUGUUUUAUUUGGUGCACGGGACUGCGGAUGACAACGUUCAAUUCCAACAGUCAAUGGCACUUGCUCGUCAUCUCGCUAAGAAAGGCAUACUCUUUCGGCAGCAGGUCUAUCCGGACGUGAGCCACACCUUGGCGGGCGUGAAGGGACAUUUGUACCUCUCGAUGGCACAGUUCUUGGAGGACUGUUUCCAGAAACAAGUACCUGUCGACACGAAAGCUGGACUCGGUAGCGGCGGCUCCGGCGGCGUAUAGUGAUGCACAUUAAAGAAAAAGAUAACUAUAAUUAUUAAAGAUUAUUAAUAUGGCGAACAGAGAGAAAAAGAAACAAAAAGAAGAAUGUGAAAAUCUAAACAUCUCCAAAUUGUGUUCCGUUUAAUAGAAUAUUUACAGAGAACACGCGUGGCCCAUCGUUUUGUACUCCGAUUCUCGAAAUUACAAGAAAUGGAACGAGACACAUCAAUGAUCGAAUAAUACAUCCCGUUUGCGAUUCACAACGCAUCUACACCGGUUAUAAGAAACAUGCAUCGGCCAUCCCUACGAUACAAUCAAAUAAAUAGUCUAUGAUAUCUGUAGGUAAUAUUUAUUUGAAGAUUCUUGAUACCUGAACAAUAGGUAAAGUCGAUACAACGGAAAUCGUUGCCGUGCUUCCUAUGACGGAAAUAACGGCGACAUAAUGAAAAUCUUAUAGCAUAUACAUACACAUAUAUGUACGUAUAUAUAUGUAUAUAUCAUGCAUUAACUAAGUACAUUCCUUAGAACGUCUUCAAUAUAUCUCUUUAAUCAUUACUUACAAUUAUUAUAAAAAAUGGCAACUUACAUUCUUUGUUUUAUAAAGAACUUUUGUGUAUCUGUACAUAGUAUGACUUAUGUUUAUUAUGUUCCUAUUACUUAAUUAAUUAAUUUUAAAUAAGACUUUCAAGAUAAAUAACAGCUUUGGGAGACUGAUUAAUUCUUGUUGAGCUAGCAAGAGCUCAUUUUAAGAUCCUGCAGGAAAACAUUCUUUAAUUCUCUAAUUGUCAGAUAUUCAAAAAAAGUUAAAUCGUAGAAACAAAUUAGGGAUGCAAAAUCAUUCCGCUCAAUCACAGAGACGUUAUUUUAUCGUAUCCGUAUGAACAGCGCAUAUGAAAACAAAUUAAUGCAUUUGUAGAUAUGACACGAAUAUCAAGAUUAAUCAAUGAGAUACGAUAUAUUCAUCACGAACGAUUAACUAUAUACAAUACUUCAAAAUAAACAUAACGAGUAACUAUAACAUACCAUCAAUGUUAUAAUUUCCCACACAUUGUAACUAAUACGUACAAUAUGUGUUACAUUACACUCACAUAGUUGAGUGGGAAAUUUUAACAUCGAUGUAAUGUUAUUGUUAGUUAACGUUUACUGAUUACAACGUAAUCAGCAAAUCAGAUCAUUAAGGCUCUUGUUCGCCGCUUAAUUACGUCAGAAACAAAAAAAUAAAUAUCCAAAAUUCUUGCGGAAUAUUUUGAAA